UAUAGGUCAAUAACAUUGUAGCUUUCAUCUUGUGUACUACAUGUGCAAGAUAAUCGUAAGAUAAUGGUUCAUAGAUAUUCAGAUUUAUUUUUUGUAAUCACACAAGUUGGGCAUUGGAUGUUGAGUCUCAAACGAUACUCAUUUUAUAAUAAAACCAUUGUUUCAUUUUUAGAAAUAUGCCACCCAAGUACCCUUCAUUUAGAAGGGGAAAGGAUGGAACUCUGGUAUUGUAUGACAGUGAUGCUGCUCGUCAGUUUAAGGAGAGGGCUUGGUUUCCUCCACAGCCUGCAUCCCAAGUGGAAAAUAUCGCUAAGGAAUCUGUGCGAGAAAGAGAUGGAGAUGUAAAUGACAGGAGAGACUUGCUAGGAGAGUUUACAUUGCAAAGCGGAAAAUACAGGGGGCAAACGCUCAGUUGGUUGUUAGGAAUUUGUCCUGGAUAUGUGGGUUGGUUUGUUGGAUCAGUUUUGGAGGACCGAGUGAAAGGCGACAAGUCCUCAGUCACUCAAAUGGCGAACAAAGAUGCUCUUUUGGAGUAUUGUUCCAUGUUUGAGGAGUCUCGAGCCAUUGUCGGCCAAAAACUAUCUGACAGGAGGCAGGAGAUACAAGAGCAAUGGAAGAGGCUUUGUGGCAAAAAGAAUGUUGUACCUUGGCAACUCUUCCACUUGCUGCUUUCUUCAAGAGAGCUUUCCUCAGAAGUUCUUAGUAGAAAGGCCAGGAGAAUUGCAACUCCCAAGAAAGUAGCACCAAAUUUUACCCAGGCUUCGAGAUCACCAGCUACGGCAGACGACUUACAACUACUUGAGGCUGUUCAAGAAUUUGAAGUGCAGUCUGAUUAUCUAAGGUAAGAGAGUUUCACCAUUGCCAUAUAGCUUCAAAAUUGUGAA
Messenger RNA from Ostrea edulis (European flat oyster), 884 nucleotides. RefSeq lists its product as uncharacterized. The record is from RefSeq and is a predicted model, not a curated record. Bases 177 to 845 code for a protein of 222 amino acids. Lineage: Eukaryota; Metazoa; Mollusca; Bivalvia; Ostreida; Ostreidae. The transcript has 5 exons.